Molecule: messenger RNA, 2736 nt
Organism: Prunus armeniaca (apricot)
Lineage: Eukaryota; Viridiplantae; Streptophyta; Magnoliopsida; Rosales; Rosaceae
Source: the annotation of a GenBank genome assembly
AUGGCUCCAACGCCUUCUUCUUCCAAAUCCAAUCACAGCCACACAUCUCUGAUGAAGACCCCACAAUCCAAGCAGCGUCUCCAGUUCUUGAAAGCACACCCAUCUCCAAACCCUAACUCUGCCGCAAAAGAACCACCCGCAGAGCACCCAGUUGAAGUCCUAGCCCGAAUCCGAGAUUACCCAGAUCGAAAAGAACCACAACCAACAUCGGUUCUUCAGAUCAAUCCUCAAAAGCAGAGUAUUCGUGUCCGUGCUGAUUUUGGGUACCGAGAUUUCGCUCUCGACGGGGUUUCUUUAUCGGAAGAAGACGAUUUGGGGUCGUUUUACAGCAAGUUUGUUCAGUCCAGGAUUGACAGUGUGAAAUUGGGUGAAAAAUGUACAAUAAUGAUGUACGGUCCUACUGGUUCAGGCAAGAGUCACACCAUGUUUGGGUGUUGCAAGCAACCUGGGAUUGUGUACAGGUCGCUGAAAGACAUUCUUGGCGAUGGUGGAGAAGAUGAUUGUGCGGGUUCUAUGGCUGGGGCCUUUGUGCAGGUCACUGUUUUGGAGAUUUAUAAUGAGGAGAUUUAUGAUUUAUUGUCAACCAAUGGUGGCGGAGGAUUCGGCUUUGGAUGGUCAAAGGGCAACGGCUCCAAUUCUAAGGUUAGGCUUGAAGUGAUGGGAAAGAAGGCAAAGAAUGCAACCUACAUUUCUGGAAAUGAGGCUGGGAAAAUUUCCAAAGAAAUUCAGAAAGUGGAGAAGAGAAGGAUUGUUAAGAGUACUCUUUGCAAUGAAAGAAGUUCUCGGAGCCAUUGCAUGAUAAUCCUUGAUGUCCCAACAGUAGGAGGACGCCUGAUGCUUGUGGACAUGGCUGGCUCUGAAAAUAUUGAGCAAGCUGGCCAAAUUGGAUUUGAGGCAAAAAUGCAGACUGCAAAGAUCAACCAAGGAAACAUUGCUCUCAAAAGAGUGGUUGAAUCCAUUGCCAAUGGUGAUUCUCAUGUGCCUUUCAGAGACAGCAAACUGACCAUGCUUCUACAGGAUUCUUUCGAAGAUGAUAAAACAAAAAUUUUAAUGGUACUGUGUGCAAGCCCAGACCCAAAGGAAAUACACAAGACAAUCUCCACCCUUGAAUAUGGUGCAAAAGCAAAAUGUAUUGUCCGUGGCCCUCAUACACCAAUCAAGGAUAAAAUUGGGACUGAAGAUUCAUCUGCUGUUAUUUUAGGAUCAAGGAUUGCUGCCAUGGAUGAAUUCAUCCUUAAACUGCAAAGAGAAAAUAAGCUCAAAGAGAAAGAGCGAAAUGAAGCACACAGGGAGUUACAGAAGAAAGAAGAAGAGGUUGCUGCACUGAGAGCUAAACUUGAGCUUAUGGAAGGGACGGGAUCUGGGAAACAGGAGGAAGAAAUCAACUUGAAGGUGACUGAAGUGGCCCAGACUCUGAAACGUGAGUUGGAAAAGAAGUUGGAGGAAUGCCAGCGUAUGGCAAAUGAGUUUGUUGAAUUGGAGAGGAGGAGAAUGGAAGAAAAGAUAUUGCAGCAGCAGCAGGAAGUUGAAAUGCUGAGGCGGCGGUUGGAGGAAAUUGAGCUUGAGCUAUGCCGCUCAGGUGAUGGAAAUGGUAAGGAGAGUGGGACAAAGGACCAUGAUGGAACCCAGUUUGCCAAAAGGUUGUUAGGGAUCUAUGCCAGUGAUGAUGCAGGAGGAAUGGUAAAGUCAAUGGAUUUGGACAUGGAUGAUCAAGAACCUUUUGCCCGUGAGGUGAAAUAUGUAGGUGGGGUUGCUUAUCAAUCUGACAGCAGUAUUGUAAAUGCUGUAAACAUUGAUUCUUUUGAACCAAAAUAUGCUGAUAGGGUAUGCCUAAGCACUGUUUUUGAGGAAGAAGAAAUGGAAGAAGAGGAAGGACUUAAGGAAAAUGUGGAAGCUGAAGAAGUGGAGAAAGAAGUUAUAGAGGAAAAAAGAGUGUGCAUGGUUGAUGGGUCUAGCCUCCAGAGUAAUUAUAAUAUGGGAUCCCUGACAUCUUUACCUAAGGAUUAUCAACAUACACCAACUGUGAAUCGGCCAAGCAGAAAUCCAGGGGAAGAAGAUGGCAAGGGGGGACCAGAUGAUAGGCUUGUCAGGAUCCGCAACAUAUUUACACUAUGUGGAAACUACAGAGAGCUCUCUCAACAUGUGACAAGUCCAGCACCUACUGUUGCAUCAGUUAAAUCAGAAAAUGAGCAGAAACUGACAGAAGAGAUGAACAAAAGUCGAGUAUGUGAUGAGAUGGCAUUGGCUUCCAAGGAGAACUACAACCCUUCAGAUGUGGUCACUGAUGCAGAUACUGAAGUGUAUGUGAAAUGGGAGGCUUCAAAAGAGAAUCCAGGGAAGUUCAUUACAACACUCAAGGUUGUAAAAGAUGCAAGCCUUGCUGACCUGCGAAAGUUGAUUGAAAUUUAUCUUGGUGCAGACAAUCAAGCAUUCACUUUUCUCAUGCUUGGGGACCCCACUGGAGCUUCAGUACCAAAGGAGAAGGAAGCAACAAUUCAGGCCACUAAGCUUCCUCUAUGCAACAAUAAAUCAAAUGGCUACCUUGCUAGCUUGAGACCACUGAAGGGAAUGCAAAGCCCAAGUCAGCUCCCUUUAAGUCCUCUUCCAUUGAAAUCACUGGAAAAUAGACUACCACUCACCCCAAGUUCCUGCUUCUCUGUCCAAGGUGAUUGUAUGACACCCAAAGUAGCACCAAACUUAGGUUCUACUCCUUAUAUUACUGUCAGGAGACAUUAG